Salvia hispanica is the source of this 3026-nucleotide messenger RNA. It is a transcript of the gene ATSAC1, whose product is annotated as Phosphoinositide phosphatase family protein. Gene Ontology annotation, molecular function: phosphatidylinositol-3,5-bisphosphate 5-phosphatase activity. Gene Ontology annotation, biological process: phosphatidylinositol dephosphorylation. Gene Ontology annotation, cellular component: intracellular membrane-bounded organelle. The record is from RefSeq and is a predicted model, not a curated record. Lineage: Eukaryota; Viridiplantae; Streptophyta; Magnoliopsida; Lamiales; Lamiaceae.
AGUUUUGGGAGGUUAAGAAAACGAGAAAAAAAUGGCGGAAACAGCAGAAACUAUAUAAAAGCAGAUGACUUUCAAGUGAAAAUCCAGAUCAAUUCGAUCAGCUAUUGUUCAAUUCCACGAUGUCGAAGCCGGAGAAACCUAAAUCCAAUUCAGCGAGUCUUCCGCCAUCAUUCGGGUCGAAUUCUUCCAAAAUUCACCCGGCAAACGACCCGGAAGGUCCUCCCGACCCGAAUUCAUACUCAUUGGAGAAAUUUCGCCUCUAUGAGACUAGAGCUAGGUUUUAUUUGAUUGGAAGUGAUAGGAAUGAGAGGUUCUUUCGGGUGUUAAAAAUCGAUAGAAUGGAGCCUUCUGAUUUGAAUAUCAGUGAAGAUCCUGUGGUUUAUCCUCCACAAGAAGUCAAGAGCUUGCUCCAGCGGAUUGGAGAGGGCAAUCGUGCCACUGGAGGGUUAACUUUAGUUGCCAAGGUGUAUGGCAUUGUCGGUUGCAUUAAGUUCCUGGAGUCAUACUACCUGAUACUGGUGACAAAGCGACGACAAAUUGGAUCCAUAUGCGGUCAUGCGAUAUAUAGUAUAGACGAGAGUCAAAUAAUCACUGUUCCGCAUGUUUCAGUUCAAACAGAUGUUGCACAUUCUAAAACUGAACAGCGGUACAAGAAACUUUUACAAAGUGUGGACUUGACAAAUGAUUUCUUCUAUAGCUAUACAUAUCCUAUAAUGCAAAGUUUACAAAAAAAUGUGUUAUCAGUUGGUGAGGAAGGAAUGCCAUAUGAUAACAUGUUUGUUUGGAAUGCUUUUCUAACUCAAGCAAUACGGUCAAGGUGCAACAACACCAUUUGGACAAUAGCUCUUGUACAUGGGAAUUUUAAGCAGGUCAGGCUAUCAAUUUUUGGAAGAGACUUUAGUGUUACUCUGGUGUCCAGACGCUCUCGCCAUUUUGCUGGGACGCGUUAUUUAAAGCGAGGAGUUAAUGAUCAUGGACGGGUAGCCAAUGAUGUUGAAACAGAACAAGUUGUACUUGAUGAAGAAGCUGGGUCGUGCAAAGGGAAAAUGAGUUCUGUUGUACAGAUGAGGGGCUCUAUUCCUCUUUUCUGGUCACAAGAGGCUUCAAGAUUUAGUCCCAAGCCUGAUAUCAUAUUGCAAAGAUAUGAUCCUACAUAUGAAGCAACUAAACUGCAUUUUGAAGACUUGGCAAGGAGAUACGGAAAUCCAAUAAUUGUUCUUAAUCUGAUUAAGACAGUUGAGAAAAGACCCCGAGAAAUGAUGCUAAGGCGUGAGUUUGCUAAUGCAGUGGGCUAUCUAAAUCAGAUUCUUAUAGAAGAAAAUCAACUUAAAUUUAUCCAUUGGGACUUCCACAAGUUCGCAAAGACCAAGUCUGCCAAUGUCUUGGCAGUUUUGGGUGCAGUUGCAAGUGAAGCACUCGACUUAACUGGAUUCUAUUACAGUGGAAAACCUUCGGUCACAAAAAAGAGGACCAUUCAACUCUCUCGAACUAGCACUGCUAGAGAGUCAUCUCUUAGAGAUCUAAGAGCUAAUUCUAGUGAUAUUUCAAGGGUUAGUGGUGCCUCCGAUGCCUUAGCUAAGCAAGAUAAGGAGUCUGAAAGUAAUCAACUUAAUAGGAACAAAAUUGAUGGUAAAGCAGCACCACAGUUUCAAAGUGGAGUUCUGCGUACAAACUGCAUUGACUGCUUGGAUCGGACAAAUGUUGCCCAAUAUGCUUAUGGUUUAGCAGCUCUGGGUCGCCAACUUCAUGCAUUAGGUUUGGCAGACAAUCCAAAGAUCGAUGCUGAUAGCAGCAUUGCUGCUGCUCUCAUGGAUAUGUACCAGAGCAUGGGUGAUGCCUUAGCGCAGCAAUAUGGUGGCUCAGCAGCACAUAAUACAGUAUUCCCAGAGAGGCAGGGGAAAUGGAAAGCUACAACGCAGUCUAGGGAAUUCUUGAAGUCUAUAAAACGAUACUACAGUAACGCUUACACUGAUGGUGAAAAGCAGGAUGCAAUAAAUUUAUUCUUGGGUUACUUCCAGCCCCAAGAAGGAAAGCCCGCCCUGUGGGAGUUGGAUUCUGAUUAUUACCUUCACGUGUCUGGGAUCGGUGAUGAUCUUAUGCCUGAAAGUACAAUCGAUGAUGCCAAGCCAUCAGUACCACGAACUCCUUUGGCCCCAGUUCCUGCUUGUCGAGAGGAUUUCUCACGUAUGAAGUUGACAUCAUUCGAUAAAUUGAUAGAAAGAACAUGUAGCUAUAUUAAGGAUGUGCGGCUUUGCAGCGAGCUAGAUCAAAAAUCAGGAAACGUUGGCGUCGCACCUGAUGCAGCCGAAAUACAGCUAAAAAGUCCAAACUGGCUUUUUGGUCAGAGGAAAUACGAAGAAAGUAGCUCUGCACCAAAGGUGACUUCCAACGAAUCUUCAAGCAAUGGGGCUCAUGAAGAGAUGAAAACUGUUAACUUAUACGACCUUAAUUUACUAUCUCCGAAAGUUGAAAGCAAUGAAGAAGAUGUCUUCCAGCAAUACAUGGCGAUGACAACAGUUGACGAGGCUAGUGGUUGGUACGGAGGCUCAUUACUGGGUGAUCAAGACGAAAGCAGCGAGACUUAUCAGCACUAUGCCGAACUUAUUCAGGGCCCUGCAAUGGAGCCCUUCGAGAACGAUCUCGAGAAAGAGAAAUACUAUGGCGAUCUUCUUCGUGUGAACAUGGUCGACUGCAUGGACGAUGGCGAUACUGCUAUUGAGGAAGACAUGGAAGCUGCUCUCAACGGGUGCGACCGAGUCAGCGCUGAUCUCGGGGUUUUCCCCAAGUCGUGCAGCGCCCUCGUUGCGGAUCCUAGCCAGUUGACGCGGUGGAUCAUAGGAGAAGACCGGCUGCAAAAGCUUUGAAAGGCAGCCUACAAGGAAGACUGGUUUUCAGAUUAAAAUCAUGUAAGCUGCUUAUAUACAAACAUAUUUUUAUUUGCAUAAUCAUACAUGUGCUAAUCGUUGCUGUGUGUGGAAGAUUGUGAAACAGUGUGUAUAUAAAUAUUUUUAAAUUUUUUAUCGUAA